AUGGAUAGUAGACCAUAUAUUCUGAACGUAUUUAAUCUAAAUUAUCCAAUCCACUUGCUGAAAUUCACACGACAAGGCUUCUCAAGAGAAGGGAAACGACAACUCGACGACAGCACGAGCAAAUGGCAAUGGGCUCACAAACAGCGUUCUGAAGUGGAAGAGAGUGUGAAAGUGCUGAAACAGGCUGCUAAGACAAGAAAGGUUGCGGCAGAAGACAUUUUGUCUGCAUUUUCUGUUAUUGAAAAGGCAAAGAUUGAGCCCUCCGGGUUUCUUGAUACACUAGGUGGAUCAAAAUCCCCUGGCAGAACAUGGAUGCUUAUUUUCACUGCUGAGAAUAAAUUGAAGGGCGGUCGUUAUUUUCCUCUCACAGCUGUUCAGAGGUUCGAUGCAGCCGCAAAGAGAAUUGAGAAUGGAGUAUAUCUUGGACCAAUUGGAUCCUUAACGUUUGAAGGCAAAUUUACAUGGAAGCAGAGAAUACUGGCCUUCAUUUUCGAGUGUAUUCGUAUAAAAAUUGGACCUUUGAAUCCCUUGGAAAUUAGCCUUGGCCAAAAAGAGGACAGGGAGCCAAGCACCAAGGAUCCUUUCUUUAUCUGGUUUUAUGUUGAUGAGGAAAUAGCAGUUGCUCGAGGCAGAAGUGGGGGGACUGCAUUUUGGCUGCGCUGUCACCGUGUUGCUGCUUGAUCAUAAAUUUGAUUUUCAAGCCAAAUACCUGCACAAAAAUUUCCUUGUACAGUUGAUAAUUAUUACUCUGUUUACAUUUGCAGCUCAACACAUUAGGACAGCAACCAUUUGAAGUGUUAUAUGUCACCAGUUAAGGUUUCGUUGUCGUCCCCAUGAUUGUUAAUAUCGUAUACCAUGUUUGAUGGACAAUCACCCUGUAUCCUGAUACCAGCUCCCUAAUAGGAAUGUCUUAAAAAGGAUUAUUAUGAAUCUUUUUUUUGAUCAAGAUAGCAUAAGAUUCUCUUACCAUGAUUUUUAUGGUAGUUUUGUAUCUGGUUACACUUUCUCCAAUCUAGAGAAAGGAACAUGCAUCAUCUUAGCUUAAGUAUUUGAAGCUUUUGUGUGAAUCUUU
This is a messenger RNA of Corylus avellana, 1072 nucleotides long. Lineage: Eukaryota; Viridiplantae; Streptophyta; Magnoliopsida; Fagales; Betulaceae. The record is from RefSeq and is a predicted model, not a curated record.